Anopheles stephensi (Asian malaria mosquito) is the source of this 5226-nucleotide messenger RNA. RefSeq names its product mediator of DNA damage checkpoint protein 1-like. NCBI's taxonomy places the organism in Eukaryota, Metazoa, Arthropoda, Insecta, Diptera, Culicidae. Bases 287 to 4525 code for a protein of 1412 amino acids. Gene Ontology annotation, cellular component: MLL3/4 complex. Gene Ontology annotation, molecular function: protein binding. The record is from RefSeq and is a predicted model, not a curated record. The transcript has 7 exons.
GACGUUGGGCCGCGAAUUCCGCACCUGUGUGGAACGAUGGUCACGGCAUUUGUUCAGCAUUUUGCACCGAAAAAGUUUCAACUGGCUUGAGCAUCACUGUACACGCAUCGCGCGUUGACAUCUGCGAACAAAAACAGCGGGAACCACAAACGACAAAGUGCCCCGACGACGCAAAACAAUCCUGCAGCUGUGUUGUUUAUGGUGCAAUGUCGUGAAAAUACGCGUACAUGGUGAUGUGUUUGGUGUAAGUGUUUUUCGUACAAGUCUGUUCGACUCGAUUUCCAACAUGCAUUUGAAUAUCCAAGGGACGAAGCAUCCCAUCCGGCCGGGGCUAAGUUUGAUCGGUUCGGUGGCAAACGAACGGUACAACACAAUACUGUUGCAGGACAGGAGUAUUUGUCCCAAGCAUGCCAGCCUUCGGUUUGAUACUGCCACAAAUAAGCUUGAAAUUUUGGAUCUCUGCUCGAUAGAAGGAGUGUCCGUUAAUCAAAACCCCAUCGAACCACUAAUCUGGAACGAAAUCACGACACUGAGUCGAUUGAAUCUCGGCCGUGUGCCAAUCUCAAUUGAAACGGACAGCAGCAACAGGGUUGAUGAGCCAUCAUUCCUGCACGAUGAAGAUUCAACGGAUGUUAUCGACUGCAGUCUGGAGGAAACAGCGCCACCGACCCUUCAAGGCAGUAGAAAGAUGGCACAAACCACUGUUGGCUUAUUGACCACGUCGGCAAGAAGAUCUUCGUUGAUUGAAAUAACAGCCACCGUACAUCAGCAACCUCCUCCUACCUCAUCAUUGCCGGUGGUCAGAAACAGUUUUCUCGUGCCGGAAACGCAACAGUUUAACGAUAGUGUUGCAGCGUGUUCUAAGCCCAAGCCAACACCCAUUCUCAGUAACUGCGAUCCAUCGGCCGACGCGUUAAACGACGAUGAUGAAGAUUUCUUUUUCAUACCGGAAACACAGCAACCGGAAGAUGAGCUGGCCUGCCCGUCGGAAGUGUACGGACGGAUUGGUUGCGAGGUGCAGGAAACGCCCGCACAGCAGACGGCGACGGAAGAUGAAUACUUUCAAAUGACGGCCGACAACGAUGACAACAGCAAUGAUGCGAUGUUCAACAACAAGUACGUCGAGGAGUCACAAAACUUGCUGAAAAGUUUGGAUGUAUCGUGUAAUGGCGGGGUUGUUGCUGCUCCCCGGGGUUCCAUACUGCCCGACCGUUCCGUGGAUUCGAUAUCGUUCCAGGAGCAUCGCAAUACAACGCUGGAAAUGAGCCGUAUCGAGUGGAAUGAGAGUAAAAAGGAACAUGAGCAAAGCACGGCGAAUGAGCAGUUACCACGAGCGAAAGGCGGCUUAGAAGGGAGGGUUGAAGAAGCUGAUAAAGCUGAUGAUCGAUCCAUCACACCCGAGCUGCACUUUGAUGAUGAUCUUCCAGUUGAAACAGUCGUAAAGAAGGCAUUACCUGUUGAAGAAACUGGUGGUAGCAAAGUUGAUCCCGUACCUGCCGCUAAUCGAUUAACAGCGAUGGAGGAAGCGAAUCGUGCCUCAGUGACACCCGAAUUGCGCUUCGAUGAUCAGGAAAAUGUAGACGAUGAGCAUGAAAUUUCGCUAAAUCAAGAAGGUUGCAUUAAGCCGAACGCGCUAACGAAGGACGACGAAACGCGUACGGCAAAUGUGUACGAACUGGAAACGCAGGCUUUUGCCGAGGAAGAUCCAUAUGGCCUGUUAACGCAACCCCUGCAAAGGGUGGACAAAAUAUCGGAAUCUGUUCUAUCGGCCCAGCAACGUCCAGUGGAAGAAGAUCCAUAUGAACUGCAGACACAGCCAAUGGGCGUAGAAAAGCCUGCGGGUGCAAGCAAGCCUACAACCAAGUCACCAUUUUUAAUGCCUGCACUACCAGCCGUACAAAGCAAAGGUAAUCGUACGCCGGAAGUUGAUUACGCCAACAUGCCAACGCAACCAUUUUCUCCUCCGGAAUUCUUAUACCAACCUGAAGCCGAUGGUGGAACGAACGGAGGCUCUGAAUCGCCCUGUGCCCGGUUGACACGAAAAUCACCAUUUAAAAGGCAAACAUCCACGGCAACAGCGCUAGGCAAAGGCAAUCGUACGCCGGAGAUUGAUUAUGCAAACCUUCCAACGCAACCGUUCACACCUCCAGAAUUGUUGGUUCAACCGGCGGACGACCAGGCAGAUAGAGGCAAGCAGUCGCUGUCCGCCCCAUCGAUAGACGACGACGAUUUACUGACGCAACCACUGAGUCCUCCCAAAGAGCAAAUGGAUACGCCCGUCCUGUAUCGUGCGGCCACAGCAGCUGCGUUUGAUCCGUACAAUUUAGACACGCAACCUUUAGAGGAAAGGUUCGAAAAGAAAACGCCCAUCCUGAAGCUGGUCGAUUUGAAAGCAUGUCUAGUGGGGUCAUCGAUCGAUUCGGAUGUGUCAGGCAACAACAGGCAAUCGUUGGUGAGUGAUGAAGAUGAAAAUGUGUACGAUCUUGACAGGCUGCGAUUGCUGGAAGUUGGUGCAGUGGCUGACCAUGAAGUAACGCAAUUUAAUCCACAGAUAAACAGUACGACCCGUUUGUCACUGGUGCAAGCGCAGCAAGGGACGGUGGAGCCGGGCGUAGAAAUCUCUCCAACGUCAUCCAACAAGGAAAACCACACGAGCAAGCAGGCUGAACGUGAAAAAUCACACGACACGGAUGACGAUGAGCUGGGUAUGGCUGAAACGCUCCCGAUCGAAACACUUUUCCCCCACAAACCUAAGCCAGAUGGGCGCGGGAAGCCGUUUAAAAUGCCGCUCACAAAGGCGGACACACUAGCCACUCCCAAAGCGCGGAAAAAUGAGAAACGACGGAGUGUUGAGAUGACCGAAUUUCUCACACCGGAACAUCCGAUGCUAUUUCUGCCGAAAGCCGACGUCAUCCGGUCCGUGUCGGAUCAAAUGCGCAGAUCGGGCACGGUGCAACCGAACACGUCGCAGGCUAAGCCAAAGUAUCACUUUAACGAUAGCAGCAGCAGUGGUAGUGGUAGCGACGAUGAGAACAGUGCUAGCGGCCGGUUGGCGUUUAAGAAAACGAACGUAAGCGUUGCGUUGGAAAAAGAGUUGGCAAAUGUGCGGGAGGUUGGCAAGAUGAAAAAGCAGCUAGAGCGAGAUCUUGCACGUGAGAAACAUCCCACGGCAAAGGAAGCAGACGAUGGGAAAAAGGAAGCACAGGACCGGGUAAAACCGAGAGAUGAAGAUAAGCGCAGCAAACGGGCCGCCUCCACGCGAACGGCUCAACGUAAAGCGUCGGAGGAAGUUGAGCAACCCAAAGCGGCGGAACCUUCGAAACUAGCUACCAGGCGUAGAGCGUCGAAGGAUGCUGAGAGGACGUCGGAACCGAAAAAGAAAUCGAGCCGAACGACGACGGCCAAGGAGGAGCAACAGGAGGAGCGUACCAAACGAUCGCAUCACAGUGCGAACGAAACGAACCGAAGAUCGGAAGCAAGAUGCUCAACCGAACGGGCCAAACCUUCGACCGAUGUGCCUACGCGCGCUUCGACCCGCAACCGGCGGGAUACGUACAAGAAACGAAUGCUCGAUGAAUCGGUGGACUAUCUACCGGACUCAGCAAAGAAACCAUCGGCCGUUGCACCCGUAUCGACGCGUGCAAGUCGAAAGCGAAAGGAGGAUGAUGAGUCCACCGCGGAGGAUAGGGUUGGCAGGCAUCAAACAACGGCUGCAUUGGAACCGAAACGACACAAAUCAGAAGCGAAUGUAAAGGAGCGAACGCGAAGGGCAGCAUCAUCGAGCCGUCGUACCAGCAAGGUAGUGGGACCUUCGUCCGAUUUAUUUGAGGAACGGGGCAAAUCGUCAGAGGACCUGACGAACGAUAGCGUAACCGGAGGCAACACGACGGAAGAGAGUGAUGCAUCCUCGGUAUCCGCGGCCCGAUCCGUCCGACCGCGUCUUAUAUUCACAAAAAUGAACCCAGAACCGUACCGACAGUGUAUAGCCCGUGCGGGUGGCAAAAUAGUGGACAUGCCCGAGCUGGCGACCAUCCUGGUGACGGAUCACAUUAUUCGCACGUACAAAUUCCUGUGCAGUGUGGCGAAAGGAAUUCCGAUCGUCGGACAGUCCUAUCUCGAUGCGUUACAACGGUCGAACGGCACAGGGCACAUCGAUCCGUGGGACCACAUCCUGUCCGAUCCCGUGAAGGAGAAGCGCUAUGAAUUUAAUCUGCGUGAAACGUUGUUGAAGGCAAAGCGGCAUAAGCUGUUUCAGGAUUAUACUGUGUUUGUGACCGCCAGCACGCAGCCACCACCGUCGGAACUGUGCUUAAUACUUUCGUGCGCCGGAGCGAAAAUAUCCAAGCACUGCAGUCAACCGCCGAAGGACGCGAGCAAACUGUUUGUCAUCUCCGAUCCUGCCGACAGUGCGUCGUGGCCGAAGUACAGGGAAAAGUGUCCGACCAUCGAAAUAGUGUCUGCCGAAGGGUUUAUGCUUUCGAUUAUGCAGCAUUCGAUCAAUUUCAGGAAGUUUCGGUUAGCGUAAGGGAGAGCGGGGGUCACACUGUCGAGGUUGAGCAGUUUGAACGAUGUCGUUGCUGUUUUAUUUCUUCGGACGUUUGUGUGCUACGGAUCAAUUUAUAUUUAAUACGAGAGUCGUUUGAGUGAGUGUGUGGGUGUGUUUACUUUUCCUAUCAUUAAAGCUGGCUGGUUCCCAAGAGGCUGUAAAAUUUGAAAUAUUUUUUUCUUUGCUUUCCUUCAACAACAUCUACAAACUGUAAGUCCUCGGAAAAAAGGAAAUUUGUUCAAAGUGCAAAUGAUACUGUGCUCUGUAUACGUAAUUGUUUAAUACUCAUGUUAAUGUUACUGUCGAAAAACAAAUGUAAUUUUUCAAAGCAAGAAAAAUCGAAAUUCAUUUAUAAAUAUUUUACUGUUAAGCUGGAAAGGCGAAGGGGUGAAGUAGAUACCUACCGAUGAAGCUGUUUGCAUGUAAUUUUCGUAAUGUGUUGUGCAUGACUUGUUUAAAAUAUGAAAUAGUUUUUUUUUGUUAUAAUUUUCCUAAGUUUUUGCUUAAUACGCGUUACAUCACCGUCCGUACUACAACCAUCUCUCGAUUAGAAAGGAUGAAUAGUCUGCGGACAACUCUUCGCAUGUUUUGCAAGAGUUUCUAAUAAAAAAAAAUGUAAAUGAAUAGUUUAGUGUAUACCUGAGUACAAAAAACUGUAAAUAAAGUGUUAUACAGAAGAA